Molecule: messenger RNA, 158 nt
Organism: Striga hermonthica
Lineage: Eukaryota; Viridiplantae; Streptophyta; Magnoliopsida; Lamiales; Orobanchaceae
Source: the annotation of a GenBank genome assembly
UGGCAGCCAAACUCGUAGCUCUUAUUACAAGCUUAUCUGUGGUUAUUUUGUUGGUGUCUACAUUAUGUGUAAGUGAAGCCUCAAUGAAGAUAGUAAUCAUCGGGUGGAUUUGCGUUAUAUCCACCACACUUGCCUUCGCGUCACCUCUCGCUAUUCUU